GCGUGGCGAGGACGACACAGACGCUUACGGCGCGUUAACAUCCAGACCCGAUCAAACGUGAUGCAGGCUAAUGAAAAGGUGGCGGAUGGUGGUCUCCUGCCUGAUGCCAAUGGUAAAGAUCCUGGUCCAGUCACACAAACAGAAGGCUCCAAGUGGCAGAAACCUCGCAUCACCCGAAAAUCUCUGAUGAAAUGUUGUCUGGUGAAGUGGAUUAUCGACAGCACCAAUCAGCAGGGACCAGACAGCAGUGACAGUGACCUGGAGCUGUCCAUGGUGCGCCACCAGCCUGAAGGCCUGGAGCAGCUCCAAGCUCAGACCCAGUUCACCAGGAAGGAGCUGCAGUCACUCUACAGGGGGUUCAAAAAUGAGUGUCCCAGUGGUUUAGUGGAUGAAGAAACAUUCAAGAGUAUUUAUUCACAGUUCUUCCCUCAGGGAGAUGCUACUACUUAUGCUCAUUUUCUGUUUAAUGCAUUUGAUAUGGACCGGAAUGGUUCCAUCCGCUUUGAGGACUUUGUGCUGGGCCUGUCCGUGCUCCUCAGGGGCUCUGUGACUGAGAAGCUUCGAUGGGCUUUCAACCUGUAUGACAUCAAUAAGGACGGUUAUGUCACUAAAGAGGAAAUGUUGGCAAUAAUGACCUCCAUCUAUGACAUGAUGGGGCGGUACACACUGCCCAGUGUGCGAGAUGAUUCCCCAUUUGAGCAUGUGGAGAAGUUCUUCCAGAAAAUGGAUCGUAACAGAGAUGGAGUGGUGACGAUUGAAGAAUUUAUUGAAACAUGUCAGAAGGAUGAAAAUAUAAUGGCUUCCAUGCAACUUUUUGAGAAUGUUAUCUAAUCAACCAUCUAUAGACUGAUACUGCAUUGUGCUUCCAGCUGCUAUUUCCUGUGUCAAAUAACCAAAUUCUGACAUAAAAAGUGACACCAGGAUCUUCCAUUUUGAUACAAAUUGCUAUAGGCUUUUACACUUCACUUUUAGUCAGGACUAUAAAAGCAUGUUUAUAUCUUAUUGUAUUUUAUUUUAUUUAUUUAUUAUUAUUUAUUUUAUUUUUUGCAUGUAUUUAUAUUUG
Molecule: messenger RNA, 1063 nt
Organism: Boleophthalmus pectinirostris (great blue-spotted mudskipper)
Lineage: Eukaryota; Metazoa; Chordata; Actinopteri; Gobiiformes; Gobiidae
Product: calsenilin-like
Exons: 9
Coding region: 61-831 (256 amino acids)
Biological process (GO): negative regulation of transcription by RNA polymerase II; regulation of potassium ion transmembrane transport
Cellular component (GO): voltage-gated potassium channel complex; nucleus
Molecular function (GO): DNA-binding transcription repressor activity, RNA polymerase II-specific; RNA polymerase II cis-regulatory region sequence-specific DNA binding; potassium channel regulator activity
Source: RefSeq, a predicted model, not a curated record